Culex pipiens pallens (northern house mosquito) is the source of this 1635-nucleotide messenger RNA. RefSeq lists its product as uncharacterized. Gene Ontology annotation, biological process: DNA integration. The coding region runs from base 1 to 1635 and encodes 544 amino acids. Gene Ontology annotation, molecular function: nucleic acid binding. The record is from RefSeq and is a predicted model, not a curated record. Lineage: Eukaryota; Metazoa; Arthropoda; Insecta; Diptera; Culicidae. The transcript has a single exon.
AUGUGGCCCCAUGGACCCAAGGAGAUGAACUCGAAGGAUGACAGCUGGAAGAACGUACCACUCGAACCGAUAGACGACGAGGACCUGUUGGAAACCCGCCAGCUCAAGGUGUUGCACAGUACUGCAAUGGUCAUCCGAACGGACUACAGCAUCGAGUCACGGCUGUUGGCACGGCGGUCGAGCUACACGCUCAUUGUACGUACACUGGCGUACGUCAAUCGUUUUCUGUUGGCACUCAAGUCUGAAGAUGCAAACUUGGAACCAGGUCUGUCCCCAAACGAAAUUUACGAUGCGAAAGCUCAGUUGGCUCGAUUUGCACAACACGGCGCGUACGAGAAGGAAAUUCAGCUGCUACUGAAAGGCGAAGAACUCCCGGCUAAGGACAAGCUGUCUGCUCUUCAUCCGUUUCUUGAUGGCCAAGGCACAAUGCGAGUAGGAGGGCGGCUUCAGAACUCCUCGCAUCCGUACGAUGUCAAGCACCCCAUCAUCUUGCCGGGCAGCCACAAGGUGACGGAGCUGUUGCUGCGAGAACUACAUUUGCGAAACCUGCACGCCGGACCUACACUUCUCACAGCUACGGUCAACCAACAGUACUGGGUGAUUGGACUCCAAGCAGCUGUUCGUCAAGCGGUUCAAGGUUGCGCCCGGUGCGUGCGGCUCAAGGGAAAGACGGCUUCGCAACUCAUGGGCAGCCUGCCUGUGACUCGAGUGAUGGGGACUAGAGCAUUUGCGCACGUCGGCGUGGAUUACGCAGGUCCAGUGAAGGUUCACGCAUCCUGCGUGCGAGGCGUAAAGACCACAAAGGGAUACAUCGUAGUUUUCGUGUGCAUGGCCACAAAGGCCGUCCAUUUGGAACUCGCCAGUGAUUUAUCUACCAACACCUUCAUUGGCGCACUGAAGCGGUUCGUAUCGAGGCGUUCGCACCCGAACGAGAUGUGGUCCGACUGCGGCACAAACUUCGUGGGAGCAGACACGUGGCUGAAGGAGAUCCGAGGUGCGCUGGAGAAGCACAACGUAGCUGCUAACCGGUUCCUGACUAAUUUGGGCAUCAAAUGGGUGUUCAAUCCACCAUCAGCACCGCACCGUGGUGGGCUCUGGGAGGCCGCGGUAAAGAGUGCAAAGAAGCAUCUGGUCGCGGUGCUAGGAUCCGACGCAGCUACAUUUGAGGAACUUUCAACGGUGCUGACGCAAGUAGAGGCAUGCCUCAAUUCACGUCCGUUGUGCCCACUUUCAGCGGACCCGGAUAGCUACGAAGCAUUGACACCUGGUCACUUCUUAGUUGGACAACCGCUAAACCUCAUCCCGGAACCAGGUGUGCAGCACCUCCCGAUGAAUCGCUUGGACAAGUGGCAAUUGGUACACAGACAUACGACGGAUAUUUGGAGCCGUUGGCGGGAUGAAUAUCUCGCUCACCUGCAGCCAAGAACGAAAUGGAGGACGACCGAGACCAACGUAAAGGAGGAUCAGCUGGUGCUGGUCAAAAACGACAACGCACCGCCGACUCAGUGGGAGUUGGCCAGGAUUGUGAAGCUGCACCCGGACGCAUCUGGAGUUGUCCGGACGGUAACGCUGCGACGAGGUCAAGCGGAGUACUUGCGCCCCGUUCAAAAGAUCUGUGUACUACCAACUGAUUGA